Molecule: messenger RNA, 3381 nt
Organism: Chelmon rostratus (copperband butterflyfish)
Lineage: Eukaryota; Metazoa; Chordata; Actinopteri; Chaetodontiformes; Chaetodontidae
Product: primary amine oxidase, liver isozyme-like
Exons: 5
Coding region: 37-2322 (761 amino acids)
Biological process (GO): amine metabolic process
Cellular component (GO): plasma membrane
Molecular function (GO): quinone binding; copper ion binding; primary methylamine oxidase activity
Source: RefSeq, a predicted model, not a curated record
UCAUUCCUCUCCGCCUUUUCUCCAAAGUCGUGCGUAAUGGUAGAACGGAGAAUGAACUCUCUAGUGAAGUGGGCGCUCAUCCUCUUCGUCCUCGUUUCCAUCAUCCUGAACAUCAUCCUGAUCGGUAUCCACUCCAGCAAGGCACCCAAAUGUACCACUCAGCGUAUCCACCCACUGCGGGGCAAACACGACGAGCGCAGUCUCGUGUUCGCGGACCUCACUCGGGAGGAGUACUUGCAGGUCCAGCAGUACAUGCUCAAGCAGAAAGACUUGGACAUAUCCACCAACCAGCUGACCAAGCCAUCGGAAAAUUUCUUGUUUUUAAUAGACCUAUCCCUGCCCAAGAAAGCAGACGUGCUGGCUUACUUGGACGCGAAAGGUGCCAAGCCGGUUAGAGAGGCGACGGUGGUGGUCUUCUGCGGCGCAAAAGGCUACAUUAAGGAGUACGUAGUGUGGCCCCUUCCCAACCCAGCACACCACAGAGAUGUCACAAAGGAGAGGUACAACAUGGACCUGCCUAUUACUGCGCGCACUGUCACCGUCGGGGAAUACGCCUUGCUUUUCAAGUUUUUUGAGGUUGAGGUCUUCUCCAAACUGAAGAAGCUCAUGAAAGAGAGCUUCGACGUGCAUGAGGACAAAACGCUGAACGCGUUCGAGCAGAUGCCCCGCGGAGUCCGAUCCGGGGAUAGAAAGACCUGGGUGUCUUUCUUCAGGGAUAUGGACGGCAUGUACAUCCACCCGGUGGGCUUUGAGGUGCUGGUGAACCAUGAGAGCGUGAACGCGUCCGACUGGAGAGUGGAGCGGCUGCUUUAUAACGGUCAAUACGUGGACACCGUAGAAGCACUUAAAGAGAAAUAUGACAAGGGGUCUAUCAAGAAAAUAGUUUACAAAGAGUCGCCUGACUACGGUUCACUAAAACCCAGACAGAAGCCUCUGCAGAUCGGCCCGCAACAGUUUUACGCCGAGGGGAAGCGCUACAGCAUCAGCAAAAACCACGUCCUGUACCUGGACUGGAGCUUCGCCUUCGGACUCAGCUCUCUCACGGGCAUGAGGGUUUUUGAUGUGCGAUUCAAGGGUGAGAGGAUAGCCUACGAGCUGAGUGUGCAGGAGGCUAUGUCGGUGUACGGUUCAGUGACUCCAGGGAUGAUCCUGACCAAGUUUCUGGAUUCAAGCAUCGGGGUAGGGCGCUUUGCGCACGAACUGGCUCGCGGCGUGGACUGCCCAUACGAAGCCACGUACGUGGAUACAUACCGCUACAUCGAUGUCCCAGCCCCGGUCAGAUUUAGGAACUCAAUCUGCGUGUUUGAGCACAACAUGGGUCAGCCCCUACGGAGGCACUUCUCUGACUUUUUCCACAACAGUUACGGGGGGAUGGUGAACAGCGCCCUGGUGUUUAGGACCAUCACAGCUAUAGGAAACUAUGACUACAUGUGGGAUUUCAUCUUCUACCAGACCGGAUCAGUGGAGGCCAAGGUGCACGCCACCGGCUACAUCUCCUCUUCUUACCUAGUGGAUGGGAGCCUGAGGCACGGACACCAGGUGGCGGAGAAGGUGCUGGGAAACAUCCACACGCACUUCAUCAGCUUUAAAGUGGACCUGGAUGUGUUGGGGGUGAAGAACGUUUUCCAGACCAAAGACAUGGAAUAUGUCAACGUGUCGAUGCCAUGGAUGCCCGAUCACUACGCUAUGGUCCCUCAGCUAGUGGAGAAGCAACUCAAAACUGAACAGGAGGCCGCUCUGCGUUAUGACACAAAGAGUCCUCGCUAUCUCCACAUCGCCAGCCAAAAAACCAACCGCUGGGGUCACCAGCGCUCCUACAGGCUGCAGGUUUUCAGCUUUGUUGGGGACCACCUCCCAGAGAGCCAGGCCGAAGAGAGGGCCAUGUCCUGGGCCAGGUAUAAGGUUGCUAUCACCAAGCACAAGGACUUAGAGCAGACCAGCAGCAGUCUGUACAGUCAAAACAACAUCUGGACUCCGGCCAUCGACUUCAGCAAGUACAUUGAAGACAACGAAAGCAUCGAAGACGAGGACCUGGUUGCCUGGGUGACCACUGGGUUCCUCCACAUCCCUCACUCUGAGGACAUCCCCAACACAGUAACAGUGGGCAACGGGGGUGGGGUCCUGCUGCGGCCCCACAAUUACUUUGAUGAGGACCCGUCCAUCCACUCUGCUGAUGGGGUGUACAUCAAUGUGGGUGCUGAGGACAGCUGUGAACACAACAGGAUGGCCUGCCUCGCUCAAGAGACCUGCAGCCCCGUGCUGGAGCCCUUCACUUUCCACGGCUUCGAUGGAGUCAUGAAGUUUGAGGACUGGACUGAAUGACAGAGCACUGCUUAGGUAAUAGUUAAAGAGCACUGGUGAACUCAGAGGUGAGCUUGGGGUCAUUUCUGCUUGUGUCAAUCUUAGCAUAUGUAUGGAGGCAGCUUGGGACAACAAAGUUUUUGUGAAGCAGCUACCUCUAAAGCUUACUAUUUAACACACUGUAACCUAAUUUCUAAUUUCUUUACUCUCAGCAGCCCGGUGCCGUGACUGUGUGCAGCUUUCCAUACUUUGUUUUCACAGUGAGGUUGCCAAGUUUGGUACCAUUAUGUCUGUACUGAGACCAAAACCAAAAAAGUGCUCACAGACGAUAUCUGGAGAUCCACACUAUAGCUAAAAGGCUGCACAGAAACACUUGAUGGAUGAAUAAACAUGUUAGUCAAGGAACUGUUUCAACAUAUAAUCGCCCUCAUAUUAUUAUUUUUGCAUUUCUAUUUAUACACCUGUUAAACAAACAGCUCAAUACUUAACACACAGGCAUCGAUAUCCUCAGAAAGACAACAAAUAUUUCUGUUCUCCCAAACUGUUCUACUUCUGUUUCUAGGUAAUUUAUGCAGAAACCAACUCAUGGCACUCAUUUCUUUAUUGCCUUUCUUUAUAUUGCGUGUUAGUGGUGUAUUUUACUGAACAAGUUUGUAAAAAACAUCACAACGUGAUAAAUAAACCUGGGACUUUCUGGGCUUCUCGGUAAACAAAAACAUUGAUAAAUUCAACGAUACAAUCCUAAUCUGGAAAUCCACAUAGAAACAAAAUAUCUGAAAAUGUCAAAGUUGUACUUUUAAAAUUUAUCUCUCUGUUCUAUCACUGUUUCAAUCGUAUAUUGAAAGAAUCCUCACUAUCAGCAGUCAAAGCACAUAGAGACAAGUGCCGCACUACCUUCCUGAUGACAUUUCAUUUUCUGUACAAAUAACCAUCUUCUGCAAGUAGGAGGCUGUCAUCUGUCAUCAUUUCAGUAAUGUUUGUAAUGGCAAAGACACAAUUCUUUGUUUUUGUUUUUGCUCUGUCUUUCUUGCUAAUGAGCCACUGUGAUAUAAACUGUGAUGUAAACAUUGUAAACUGACA